Homalodisca vitripennis (glassy-winged sharpshooter) is the source of this 2392-nucleotide messenger RNA. Its product is annotated as peptide transporter family 1-like. NCBI's taxonomy places the organism in Eukaryota, Metazoa, Arthropoda, Insecta, Hemiptera, Cicadellidae. Gene Ontology annotation, molecular function: dipeptide transmembrane transporter activity. Gene Ontology annotation, cellular component: membrane. The record is from RefSeq and is a predicted model, not a curated record. The coding region runs from base 97 to 2265 and encodes 722 amino acids. The transcript has a single exon. Gene Ontology annotation, biological process: oligopeptide transport; transmembrane transport.
CUUAUGUUUUCUUUGGUUUUAUGUUUUUAGUUGAGCGAGUGGAGUGGAAAUGAGUUUAUUUAAGUACUAAAUUUUGUCUUACCAUUUGAAAUUAAAAUGGCUUCAUAUUCAGGUUCGUCGUACAAAUCUAAAGCUGAGAUUGAUCAAUUGCGUAGAUCUCUAGGAGCGCAGGAAAAUGUUGGUGAGGAGGAAGAGAAGACGUACAAAUACCCAAAAUCUGUGGCUUUCAUAAUUGGAAACGAGUUCUGUGAAAGAUUCACUUACUACGGAACACGCGCUGUACUGUCCAUAUACCUGGUAGGUUGGCUCAGUUAUACAGAGAGUGACGCCGCUCUUGUGUUUCACACAUUCUCGAUGCUCUGCUACUUUUUCCCAUUGGUAGGCGCCAUCAUCGCCGACAGCUAUAUUGGGAAGUUUAAGACUAUAUUUUACCUGUCAGUCGUGUAUGUAUCAGGUAACGCCACCAUAUCUGCAGGUUCGUCUCCUCUCUUCGGUAACAGUUAUCAUAGAACCGUAAGUCUACUCGGACUCCUUCUGAUCGCCAUUGGAACUGGAGGAAUUAAACCUUGUGUCUCUGCGUUCGGAGGGGAUCAAUUCAUUCUCCCUCAGCAGAUAAAACAGUUGGCAUCAUUCUUCAGCGUAUUUUAUGCCUCGAUAAACGCCGGAAGUCUGUUAUCCACCAUUAUCACCCCGAUUCUCCGUCAUGACGUUCACUGCUUCGGAGAUCAUGCAUGUUUUCCCUUAGCUUUUGGUGUCCCGGGUGUAUUAAUGGCCAUUGCGUUAGUGCUUUUCCUGGCCGGUAAACCACUUUACGUCUGCAAGGAACCGAAGGGCAACAUUGUUGUCAAGGUCACUAAAGUUGUUUCACACGCACUCGCAAUGAAAUUUAGAAGCCAAGAGAAGAAAAGCCACUGGCUGGAUCACGCCGACGAUAAAUACGACAAGACUCUGAUUGCCCACACGAAGGCAGCCCUCCAAGUUUUGGUUUUGUUCAUUCCACUGCCCCUCUUCUGGUCUCUUUUUGACCAGCAGGGUUCAAGAUGGACAUUUCAAGCGACCCAUAUGGACGGAGGACUCGGCUUUUAUACGAUCAAACCCGACCAAAUGCAAGUCGUCAAUCCACUUCUAAUACUAGUGUUCAUUCCAAUUUUUGAUUACGGGAUUUACCCUUUUUUUGCAAAAUUCCACUUACUUAAACGUCCACUCCAAAGGAUAGCUACUGGAGGUCUUCUGUCAGCACUAUCGUUCGCAAUGUCAGCUUUCAUUGAGCUAAAACUUCAACCCACGUAUCCUUACCUACCACCGUCUGGUACAGGACAACUUAGAGUGUUCAAUGGGUUGGGAUGUGAAGUGACAAUGACAUCUUCCCUGGAAUCUGCAUCAGGAUCGAUCCGAUCUCUUGAUGCACUUCAAGUCAAUAUCAGUAUUUCGGGGUCGGAUGACUCUACCUUGCAGUUCACCACGACUCCUGCCUGCACGCAGUUCCCGAACAAGAAGUUCUCAGGUAAUGUAUCGCUACAAGAAACGAAGUCAGUAUCCGUAUUUCUCUCAACUUCUUCUGGUAAUCCUAUUGCCUCUCAAGUGCCAGGAGUCGAUUUUCUUGUGAAGCUAGAAACGGGAUAUCCCCAAUUAAGGGUUUUGUACAACUUGCAUCCAUUUCAAGAAGAACUUAAGCUAUCUCAAGGCAAGUUCAGCCAAACAUUAAUACUGAAGGAAGACAUUACUUAUACCUCUCUAAGUCCAAUUUUUAAGACAGGAAAGUUCACUGUCACUUUAGACGGUUCGUUGGUGACAAACGACCUCAAGCUCGAGACAGCAGGGGUGUAUACCCUCAUCGUACACUCCAACAACUCCGGGACGAUUGCAGGACUUGUGACAGUGACGGGACCUAACACGGUACACAUGCUAUGGUUAGUUCCUCAGUACGUAAUUAUCACUGCAGGUGAGGUAAUGUUCUCCAUUACGGGACUCCAGUUCUCCUACACCCAAGCACCGGAAUCGAUGAAGUCCUUGGUGGCUUCCGCGUGGCUUUUGACUGUUUCCUUUGGAAACCUGUUUGUCGUCCUGGUUUUACAUUCAAAAGUAAUCACAAAUCAAGUUUGGGAGUUUUUGUUCUUCGCAACAGUGAUGGUGCUCGACAUGUUGGUAUUUAUUUUCCUCUCCUACUUCUAUAAAUAUAAAACCGCCGAAGAACUAGAAGAAGUUACAGAGGAACCCGUUGAGAGCCCUCCUGCUGCUGCACCCAACUCCGAAGAGACUAAUUGAAGGCCGGAUUGAAAGCGUAUAUUUAAUUAAUUUAUGUAUAAGUACAUGAUUUUACUUUCUUUGAUUGAAUUGUGUUGAUGAUUAAGUAAGUGUAAGUAAUUCUAAGUAAAUAAAUCAUUCUGAUCGA